UCGUCCGCACCGGUUGUGAUGGCGCUGCUCGGCUUGUGACUGGUCGUGUGGCCGCGCACCGAGUGCUCACUGCGGGUGGUGACCUGUAUGUUUCGUUACACAACUGAGCUAGCGGCAGCCACGCCGUGCAUCAUGGACCCCUUCCGGUGCCAUAUUUAGAGCUUGCCAGCUCGCCCCUAAUGCACUGGAACCUUCAACUGUGCAGGGCUGUUCGGUGUGCAGGGCAGCUGAGCAGGCACCUCCGAGCGAUGGCGGCGCAGAGGAAUGGCAGCAGCUCCAGCAACGCCGAAAGGACGGCCGAAGGGACUGUGACAGCUGGAAUUAUCAUCAUUGGGGAUGAGAUCCUAAAGGGCUAUACCCAAGACACAAACUCCUUCUACAUGUGUAAGAAGCUUCGGUCGCUGGGCGUGCAAGUGGCCAAGAUCUCCGUGGUGCCUGACGAGGUGGACACUAUCGCCGGCGAGAUCUCCUCCUUCGCCCGCAGUUACACCUACGUCCUGACUUCGGGAGGGAUCGGUCCCACCCACGAUGAUGUGACCUUCGAGGCCGUGGCCCAGGCCUUUGGGGAGAAGGUCUUCCCCCACCCAGAGAUGGUCGAGCUGGUGAAGAAGUUCUUCAACAAGUCGGACGCCGAGUGCCCCGAGAUGAAACUGGCCCGUGUCCCCGAGUCCGCGCUCCUCAACUACGGCGUGGACAAGGAGACGGGCCGCGUCUUCAGCUACCCUCUCGUCAGUGUCCGUAACGUCUACGUCUUCCCGGGCAUCCCGUCGCUGAUGCGGAGGGCCCUCGAGGGCCUGGGCCACCUCUUCCGGAACGAGAAGACCCGCUUCUGCUCGCAGGAGAUCUACGUGGACGCGGAAGAGCUGCUCAUCGCCCCCGUGCUGGACCAGGCCAACGCCAGCUUCAGGCGCCGCACAAGCCUGGGCUCCUACCCUGACUGGGUCAGCAACUAUUUCCGCGUGAAGCUGACGCUGGACUCAGACUCGGAGGCGGAUCUGCGAGAGGCCUCCUCCUUCCUGAUGAGGAACUUGCCCGAAGGGAUCGUGGUGCCCCUGGUAGCCGAUCCUGUCGCUCGGGCGGCCACGGAUGUGUACGCUCUGGCCGAGACUGAGUCCCCCCUAGGCCAGAAGGUGGCGGCAGCCAUCUGCACCAUCAAAGCCGCCUUGGACCAGUAUGCCCUGCCCAAGAUCUGCAUCGGGUUCAACGGAGGGAAGGACUGUACCGCGUUGCUGCACCUCUUCCACGCUGCUGUACAAAGGCGAUAUCCAGAGGGGACAGAGAAGUUACAGGCUCUCUAUAUCCACAGCAUGUCCCCGUUUCCCGAGAUGGAGGAGUUCAUCAAAGACACUGCGCAACGGUAUAAUCUCCGAGUCUUCAACGUCUACGGGAACAUAAAAGAAGCUCUGAGAGACCUGAAAAGGCAGGAACCGGAGCUCGAGGCUGUGCUGAUGGGCACCCGCCGCACCGAUCCGUACUCCUGCACCCUGACCCCUUUCUGCAUGACGGACCCCGACUGGCCCCAGUUCAUGCGGGUCAAUCCACUCUUGGACUGGACGUACCGGGACGUGUGGACGUUCCUUCGCUCCCUCUACAUCCCAUACUGCAUCCUUUAUGACAAAGGCUACACAUCGCUCGGCAGCAUGAACAACACGCAGAAGAAUCCAGCCCUGCGGUAUACGGACGACCGAGGGCGGGAGUGUUACUGGCCGGCCUACAAGCUUGAGAACGAAGAGGACGAGCGCAACUCCCGCCACUGAAGCCUGGCUGGGCCAAGGAGGCCUGAGGCUGCGGCUCCCCCUGGCCAGCCCUGCAUGGAGGGCGAGGCCCCAGGGCCAAGUCAGUCAGGGCCGGGCCGGGCCAGCAGCCGCAAGCAAAGGUAGCCGUGUCGGACCUCCACGGCCACCCUGCACGGCACUGUGCUGAUCUCAGUCAUUCUGGCUCCACUGUAACUCCUGCGUGGUUCUCCCUUCUCUCUCUCUCCCUCUCUCUCUCUCUCUCUCACACACACACACACGGUAUGACACUGCCCCGUGACAGCUGGCAGCCAGCUGUACGUGUCCUUGUCUACAUCCUGUGAAAAAACGGAAAUAAACCCGGUUCAUUCCA
This is a messenger RNA of Varanus komodoensis (Komodo dragon), 2106 nucleotides long. It is a transcript of the gene FLAD1, whose product is annotated as flavin adenine dinucleotide synthetase 1. The record is from RefSeq and is a predicted model, not a curated record. NCBI's taxonomy places the organism in Eukaryota, Metazoa, Chordata, Lepidosauria, Squamata, Varanidae. Gene Ontology annotation, biological process: FAD biosynthetic process. Gene Ontology annotation, molecular function: FMN adenylyltransferase activity. Bases 180 to 1757 code for a protein of 525 amino acids. The transcript has 8 exons.